CUUUGUUUAGGCCUUUUGAAAUCCCUUCUUCUUGUGUAAAAAGAACAAAAAAAAAAGAAACAAAACCCCAAUAAUAAAAUGCUUCUGCGCUAUUUUUAACCAAAUCAAGGUCCCAUUUUUAAGAGUCGCUUUCUGCUUGUUUGCUGCUUAUCAAAAAGACAGCUUUCAAACCGACAACCGACAAUAACAAUGAUCGUUCGCCACGCCAAGAAAAACCUGAUCGGCCUUACUCUGGAACAAGUUAAACAUGAACUCCAGGCCGCACCAACAGUUAAACCUUAUACAGCACUGCAGAUCUGGCAACACAUGUAUCGUCAUGGCAGCACUUCAUUCCGCACUAUGACCAACCUGCCAACCACGUUGCGAGAUCAUUUACACUCCCAUUACACACUCGACUAUGGCCAUGUCCAGUCGGAUCAAACGUCUGUUGACGGCACACGCAAAUGGCUGGUUGGAUUCAACGAUCCUCGAGCUGUUGUGGAAUCGGUGCUUAUUCCCGAACCAAAACGACACACCCUCUGUGUUUCGUCCCAAAUCGGCUGUUCUUUGCGGUGCAGCUUUUGUCACACCGGCACACAAAAGCUUCUGCGCAAUUUGACAGCGGGUGAAAUUGUUGGGCAGGUCAUGCUUGCUGCUCACGGCGUGCGUCAAUUUGAACAACAGGGACAAAAUAGUAUCACCAGAAAAAAGUUGCUUUCGCAUAUGGUGUUUAUGGGUCAAGGCGAACCGCUGUAUAAUCCUCGACAGGUCUUUCAAGCCAUCCAGGUAUUAACCGAUCGGCAAGGAUUGCAAUGGCCAAAGCAAAAAAUCACCGUUUCCACAUCCGGUGUCGUUCCGCUGAUACCUAAGAUUUCUGAAUUAGGCGUAGCGUUGGCGAUAUCGUUGCAUGCGACUCGGAAUUCUCUACGGGAUGUACUGGUGCCUCUCAACAAGACCUUUCCAAUGGAAACGCUCAUGGAUGCAUGUACGCAAUAUGCCCGAGAUUCAAACGGCCAGCGUAUUACUUUUGAAUACGUGAUGCUUGAUGGUGUCAAUGAUUCUAUGGGUGAAGCCCGAGAUCUUGUGAAGCUGUUGAAGCAACUCCCCGCUCACGUCAACCUCAUACCUUUCAACCCAUGGCCUGGCAGCAUCUACAAGACGUCCAAGCCAGAACAAGUAGAAAGAUUUGCCGAAACAGUGCAGAAUGGCGGAAUUUACUGCACUGUACGAAGACCCAGGGGUCAAGAUAUUCUAGCUGCGUGUGGACAACUGCGUAGUAGUGAGGAACGGAAAAGGGCUACUGCUGCUGCUGCUGCGUUAUAAUGCAAAAUGAGCAUGCAUCAUGUAAUCACAUCAUCAUCCUUAUAUGCACACAUCUGUCUUUAUCUUUUUCUCAGACCCGGCCUAUCAUAGUAGCAAUCAGGGAUCCAAACUCAAAUCUCUCUUACUUAUAUUAUACGCUAUAUUACCCGUUUUUGCAUGAAGAAUCUUUUGUAUAUUCCUUUAAUUUUAAUCUUGCCAUGUACCAACAGAAAAUAAUGA
Molecule: messenger RNA, 1521 nt
Organism: Zychaea mexicana
Lineage: Eukaryota; Fungi; Mucoromycota; Mucoromycetes; Mucorales; Lichtheimiaceae
Product: radical SAM enzyme, Cfr family protein
Exons: 4
Coding region: 190-1302 (370 amino acids)
Biological process (GO): rRNA base methylation; tRNA methylation
Molecular function (GO): iron-sulfur cluster binding; RNA methyltransferase activity
Source: RefSeq, a predicted model, not a curated record